Messenger RNA from Rhodofomes roseus, 405 nucleotides. RefSeq lists its product as uncharacterized. The transcript is spliced from 3 exons. Bases 1 to 405 code for a protein of 134 amino acids. NCBI's taxonomy places the organism in Eukaryota, Fungi, Basidiomycota, Agaricomycetes, Polyporales, Fomitopsidaceae. The record is from RefSeq and is a predicted model, not a curated record.
AUGUUUCUGCGUGGACAGCGCUCCACCACAGGCGGUAUCAGCCGCGUUAGACCCACGAUCAACACGCGAGACAACUACACAUCGAGAGACCCCGAGAAAUGGACCAAGGAGGACGUCGCCGACUAUGUUGAUCGACACUCUGAUGAUUUCGCAAGCAAGAACAGAAUGCUGGCUAUCAUUAGAGACAAGUCCCUUACCGGCCUUUAUUUUGUCCAAAUAGACCACGAAGGCUUGCGGAAGGAGAGUUUCAUAUCCGGAGACAGCGAUCUGCUGAAAGACCUGAUAACACUUUCGGAUCUGCUCAAGAAGAAAGCCAAACGGACGAGUCCUGUGCAGCAACGUUCGCCGCCGACGGUGUGGGCGAUCUGGCCCAACUUGAGAGGCGAGCCCUCGUCUCAGGAUUGA